CCCACAAAAUCCCGGCUAAACCCAGGCCUAACUGAGCCCCUGCCUCACCCCAAGUUAGAGGAGAGCUAGCUAACCUCUCCCCGUGGGCUGGGGCGGGGGGGGGCGCAGAAAGGGGGCGCCGAUCCGCGCUGACGCCCGCCCCCGCGCCCCCCAGCGCCAUGGGGGAGUGGGCGUUCCUGGGCUCCCUGCUGGACGCCGUGCAGUUGCAGUCGCCGCUCGUGGGCCGCCUGUGGCUGGUGGUCAUGCUGAUCUUCCGCAUCCUGGUGCUGGCCACGGUGGGCGGCGCCGUGUUCGAGGACGAGCAGGAGGAGUUCGUGUGCAACACGCUGCAGCCGGGCUGCCGCCAGACCUGCUACGACCGCGCCUUUCCGGUCUCCCACUACCGCUUCUGGCUCUUCCACAUCCUGCUGCUCUCGGCGCCCCCCGUGCUCUUCGUCAUCUACUCGGUGCACCGCGCCGGCAAGGGGGCCGACGGCGCGGACGCGGGGCCGGGGCCGCCCCCGCGCCGCCGCUGCUACCUGCUGAGCGUGGCGCUGCGCCUGCUGGCCGAGCUGGCCUUCCUGGCGGCCCAGGCGCUGCUCUACGGCUUCCGCGUGGCCCCGCACUUCGCGUGCGCCGGCCCGCCGUGCCCGCACACCGUGGACUGCUUCGUGAGCCGGCCCACCGAGAAGACCGUCUUCGUGCUCUUCUACUUCGCCGUGGGGCUGCUCUCGGCGCUGCUCAGCGUGGCCGAGCUGGGCCACCUGCUCUGGAAGGGCGGUCCGCGCGCCGGACGCGGUCGCCAGGCGGCAGAGCGCGACGGCAGCCGCCACCGCGCGCGCCAGGAGGCGCAGCAGCUGCUCCCGCCGCCGCCGCCGCCGCCGCCGCCGCCGCCGGCCCCGCCCUCCGGGCGCCCGCGCCCCGACCCCUGCGGCCCCCCUGCCUACCCGCACCUGGCGCCGGCCAGCGACAGCGAGGGCGGCAGCGGCCGCAGCAAGGCGUCCCUCGCCACGGUCCGCCGGGACCUGGCCAUCUAGAGGCGGCCAGCAGGUGCUUCCCCGAGAACUGUCCCCGGGACCCUGUCCUGCAGGGUCCCCAGCACUUCCUGGGUGCUCUGGGUGGAGUGGGGCGCGUAGAUGGAACUGUGGCAGGUCCUUGCUGCCCUGAUCCAGGUGGCAGGGAAGGAGGCCUGGGGCUGAGAGAACGUGCAGGAGAGGAGGGCACAGCAGAGCCGAAGGGGAGGUUCAGGUGGUGCCCAGAAAAAACCCUUGUGCUACCAGCAUGCCGACGGCCUCUCCUCGUUCAGACUGAGCCGUGCCUCUGUGUGGGCUCCCUGUGUGGGAGCACACACGUACACAUAGGUGUGGCAGGAGCCGUGUGCACGCAUGCGCAUGUAAAACCUGUGUGAGCUCUGUGUGUGUGCGCAUAGGUGCAUGUGAACCGUGUGUGUACAUCCUACGCGGGCUCUCUGUGUGUGCGUCCGUGUGCGCCCUGCAGGCCUGUGUCUGUGCAGGCGUCUGUAUGCCCUGGGUGAGCCGCGUGUGCGUAUGUGAGAGACAGAGCGAGAUCUCUGAUAUGUACCGCGUGGGUGGUCAGGAUCUGGUGCCAGCAGCAGCCACAAUGGCUCCCUCCCUACCUGCAGGGGCGUUGCAGGAGGUCCCCCCUCUUGACGGAGCCCACAGAGGGAGGAGCCAGGCGCCCCUUCACACUGGGCAGGCCUCAGUGUGGUAGGGCUUGUGGACACCAUCCACACUUGACCUUGCUGCCCAGGCAGGUGGCCAAGCCCUCCCUUUGAUGGAGAUAGAGUAGGGGUGAGGGGUAGGGUCAGAGAGCAGGACUCUUUUCUAGAUUGGCCCCCUCACCCUGCCGCUGUCCCUCCCCCUCCCCCCCCCCAGUCCAUAAACACGGCCAAGUCCUUCUGUCCUCAAAGCCGCGCUGACAUGUGCCCCUGGCCCUGCAUUUCCCUGUAGCCACCCCCUUCUUCCCUCCUCGGAGAACAUAAAGAGCUACCUACACGGCUGCCUCUUGUCCCCCUCCGUCUCUUCUCCACCCCCAUGUGUCUUCCUCCCUCGCCAGCCCUGUGGGGCUGCUCUCCGCAAGAUCACUCAGGCCCUAAGUGACAUCCAGGGGCCACCAUCUGACUGCACCCUGAGCUUUGUCCAACCCCCCUGGGCAGGCUUGCCUCCACCCACUCUGCCCGAUUUUCUCUGCGUCCCUGGCCCUUCCCUCCUUGGCCUCCUUUCCUUGUGCUCUUCUUCCUGGACUCCCCUGCCUGCGCUGCGCACAGGAGCCGGAGGGGUCUUUCUAAAUAGUCUUCCUGCUUAGUCCCCCCAGGGGCUCCCUGUCAUCAGGGUAAGUCCAGCACCUACGUGAGGCUUCUGGUCUUGCCCCGCCCGGCCCUGCUUCAGCCCCGCUGCACGGGCUUCCUAACCAUGCCGUGUUCUCUUCCUACCAAACACAGCGACCAGUUUCCUUCCCGGAGGUUGGCACAUGCUGUUUCUCUGCCUGGAGCAGCCCCUCUCUGCAGCGCCCCCUCCCCACCCUAGCUAAUACCUACCUGCCUUUUGGUCUCAUUUGGAAAUAAACAGAUACUUUCUCUAACAGCCCCCACCCCCAAGUCAGAGCUAGAUGACCCAAGGCACCCAUACUUCCCCAGGCAGAGCACUUCUGCUGGAUGGCAUUACUCGCUCCUCCACGAUGGCCCCAGAGUAGGUGCUUAGUAAAAUACGUGUUGCUAAGGAACCGAAGGUGUCCCAGAGGCCCAAGCACGUAUCCUUGUUCACGGUGUGCAAUUCUCUCUCUGAUGUUGAUGAAUUAGGUGUGCAAAGCGUGGAUCUACAACAAACUCAAAGGCGGAUAUACAGCUAUUCUCCAGAUGUAUUCAUUCAAGAAAUAUUUGUUCGGCACAUACUAUGUGCCAGGCAAUGUUCGAGAUCAGCACCGUUCAAUAGAAAUACGAUGUGAGCCACAUGUGUGAUUUCAGAUAUUCUAUUAGCCACAUUAAAAAGUAAAAGGA
Molecule: messenger RNA, 2995 nt
Organism: Hyaena hyaena (striped hyena)
Lineage: Eukaryota; Metazoa; Chordata; Mammalia; Carnivora; Hyaenidae
Gene: GJD3
Product: gap junction protein delta 3
Exons: 1
Coding region: 159-1016 (285 amino acids)
Biological process (GO): cell communication
Cellular component (GO): connexin complex
Source: RefSeq, a predicted model, not a curated record